GGCGCGGCAGGUGUUUCAGGCAGCGCCAGAAGAGGACAAUGAGAGCAGGCCGCUGCAACCCUGCUGGAAGAGCGGACAGCGCUCGGCACGCGCUAAGCUGUGAGCUUUGUGUUUUGCGGUUUUCUCCCGUAGGUGUGCGAGUGAAUCCGCGAUGACACCCAGAGGAAUAUGGUGUUGCUCCAACGGCACCGCGAACCGAUUCAAAGGCCGCGGAAUACCUAGUUACGGCACACACUUCUUGGCCGGAAUACUGGUGUUAUUAGCAUGUACCGCCCCGACAAGAGCUCAAGGAGGGGUAGACAACACGGCCGAUGUUUCAAUCAAUGCCACUGCUGCGAGUAACCAAACAAACUGCUUCGUGGCGCCGGAGGUUGGCCCCUGCAAUGGGAGGCUCUUCCGGUACUACUUUCACUGGGGAGUGGGACAGUGUUUUCGGUACGAGUACAGCGGAUGUGGAGGCACCGGAAACAACUUCAGAAGCCGACAAAAGUGCAUGAGGACCUGCUGGCCAUUGAACUAUCAGAUGUACUGCCGUACAGGUGUGGACCAGGGCCCAUGCCAGUCGUGGUCGGUGCGGUACUACUACAGCACCGAGAAGAACCACUGCUUCCCCUUCUACUACUCGGGCUGCGGGGGAAACUUGAACAACUUCCGCUCCGAACAGGAGUGCCGGGCCAUCUGCAUUGCCGAGUGAAAGUGCCAAGCGCGGUGUUCGGGCAGUCACGAACCCUUGUCGAGUGUUUGGCUGCCCCGUCUACAAAAAAAGGAACUCCCAAUAAUCUUCAGCACUCGCCCUUGCGGCCUGCUGGAGUUUUAUUUUCCAAACGCGCAGGGCGAGCGCACAUUUGCUCCUAUGCGCUGAUGGUGAACACAAUAAAAUGAGGACAACGGGAA
Dermacentor andersoni is the source of this 894-nucleotide messenger RNA. Its product is annotated as kunitz-type serine protease inhibitor A-like. The record is from RefSeq and is a predicted model, not a curated record. NCBI's taxonomy places the organism in Eukaryota, Metazoa, Arthropoda, Arachnida, Ixodida, Ixodidae. Gene Ontology annotation, molecular function: serine-type endopeptidase inhibitor activity.